GAUAAAUUUUCAAAAUGGUAGACUUCAGAGAAAUAUUUUUCUCAAGUUUUUUGAUAUUCUUAUCCAUUUCUAGUGUUCAUGGAGACACUGUCUCAAUAGAAUAUGACUCAAAUAAACAUACUUUUACUAUAAUUGAUGGGAAAGUAUCGGAAAAGUAUGUGGCUAUUGGAAAUUUCUCGGAUUCGACAAAUUCAACUGGAUGGGCCAACUUGUCGAUAUCAACCAAUGCUUCCUACUCCAACGACAUCCAAGCCAGAGCAGCAGGUAUAGCUGAAGGCUACCUGACUCGUAACAUGAUUAGUUUAUCAUGGAGAAAUACAGUUGCUGGAUACUGUGACCCAAAGAACAUGUCACCAUAUUGCCUGCGAUUGCUAGGUUACGUUCAGAAGAAUUUUGCAUGGAUGGCUGAUCAAAUAAGGAAAUACCCCGAAGACCCCAUUUUCCAUCAGGCUUCUUUGUAUCUUUACCAACUUGAUGGUUUGAUGAAUGGCUACACAGCAACCAGUAGUUUCAUAUCCAGGCCUGCAACUAUUCUACCCAUCACUGCUGAUAGCGCCAUCUUUAAAUUCAUAUUAUUUCAGAUCGGAGGAGACCUUGAAGAUCUGGAAGUAGCUCUUCAAAAAGAAGAUAGAAAACAUGUUCUUGGAUCAGGAUCCUGUUCAGCCUUGAUCAAACUCUUGCCGAAAAAUAAAGAUAUAUAUUUUGCACACGAUACAUGGAAUACAUACCAGAGCAUGUUAAGAAUCCUCAAGAAAUAUGAUUUUCCAUUCAGCAUGGGAAAAGGAAAGAUUCCUGGGACAACAAUGUCAUUCUCAUCAUCCCCAGGUGUUCUUUAUUCGGGAGAUGACUUUUAUGUCAUCAACUCAAGACUGGUUACUAUGGAAACAACCAAUGGAAACAGCAAUCCAGAUUUGAAUGAAAAUAUCCGCCCAAUUGGAACAUUAUUCGAGGGGAUACGUACAAUGAUAGCCAAUCGGUUGGCAACAUCCGGCAAAUCUUGGUCUCAAAUCUUUUCAAAAUACAACAGUGGAACGUAUAACAAUCAGUGGAUGGUUCUGGACUACAGUAAGUUCACUCGUGGGCAGCCAUUACCAGAUACAGGCCUGUUGUAUGUGCUGGAACAACUUCCAGGUUAUGUAGAAUAUGAUGAUGUAACACACGUCUUAAAGAAUCAUACCUACUGGGCAAGCUACAAUGUACCAUUUUUUCCAAAGAUAUAUAAAAUGAGUGGCUUGGAGCCCAUGGUGAAGAAGUAUGGGGACUGGUUUACCCAUGAUAAAACUGCAAGAGCAAACAUCUUCAGAAGGGACCACCAUAAUGUCAAAGAUGUAGACUCCAUGACAAAAUUAAUGAGGUAUAACAACUUUAAGGAUGAUCCUCUAUCCAAAUGUAACUGCACUCCUCCCUAUAGUGCUGAGAAUGCCAUAUCUGCACGUAGUGAUCUUAAUCCAGCUAAAGGAAAAUACCCAUUUGGUGCACUUGGACAUAGAGACCAUGGAGCUACUGACAUGAAGAUGACAACAUCAACAUUAUCCAUGACGUUAGACUUUUACGCAAUAGCUGGGCCUACCCAUGAUCCUCUACCUCCUUUUGAUUGGUCAAAAGCAGAUUUCGGUGCCACAACGCCACAUUUUGGUCAACCAACAGUUUUUAAGUUUGAUAGGAUUGUCACAUCAUGGACAAAACAAUAUUUUUUGUGAAGGGAUGUAUCCUAGAUUAGGGCCAGAUUUAGCAUAAGUUUGGCCCUGGAAUAUGUAUAUUGUAAAAAGAGAAAUAGUAUGCAUUCUAGGGCCACAUUUGUCAUAUAUUUGGCCCUGGAGUAUGGGAUGGUGUUCAGAUGUCAACCACUGUGGGAAAAGGCAUUUACUUUUGAUAAGGGAGAUGGGGUUUAAAUAUGUGAGUUGGAAAUGUUGAUUUUCAGAUGUUUGGGUCAGUGACAAAUCGUAUAUGAAGAAACUAAAUAUGAAAUUUCAGCACUAUAAAACUGUCGACACUUGGACACCAUUCCAUAAUGCUAUGACAUCGAGCACUCUAACUUAAACCUCCAAAGUUGAACACCAUUCAUUGUAUUUUUAGGUGCCAAAGGUGUUCAACUUACACAGGUUACUAGUAUACAAUACAGUAAAACCAGUCUCAUCUAAAUGCCUCAGGGACUUGCCAAAAGUGUUUAGAUUGGUAGGUGUUCAGAACAGCACAAUCCAGUACAGUGCAGUACAGUGCAGUAUAGUUAAGUACAGCACAUUGCAGUACAGUACAAUACAACACACUACAGUACAGUACAGUACA
This is a messenger RNA of Owenia fusiformis, 2286 nucleotides long. The record is from the annotation of a GenBank genome assembly. NCBI's taxonomy places the organism in Eukaryota, Metazoa, Annelida, Polychaeta, Sabellida, Oweniidae.